UUUAUCAUCCAUUUCUCAUCCACUUCUCAUCUUCUGUUUGCUUUAUAAUCAGCCUUUUUCUUGUGUUUUGCCCCUCUCCCAUCUGCAUGUCCACCCCUCCCUCAACCACACCCACCGCAAACAACUCUGCUCCCAUCUCACGCACCCCCAGCCUCGCAGCUCCCAUGGCCACAAACACCUACCCCGCAGGGCCCUCCGCCCCGGAACCGUACGCACCCAACUCGGAAGAGUAUGCCGAGGAAGAGCGCAUUCGCUCGCGCGCUGGUACAGGCCAGAGCGCAUCAGGGCGCACGCUCAAUAAUAGCUCGGCGGAGGGGUCGUCAGGGGAGAAGAUUGCUUAUGGAUCGAGCAAGGCAGAGGCUGCAAACAAUUCAGGGCCGGCGAAUGGCGCUGGUGCGCCAGGUGGGAAGGGACCCAGAAAGUUUGCGCACAACUUCUGGGACCCCGAAAUGGCAAAAUUCAGAGGUAUCGCCUUCAAGAUUCUCGGCAUGACUGUUGUCAUAACAACACUCGUGGUCUGGCUAUGUCUGCCCGUCUAUUGGGGUUCUUUGUGGAAGGCAAACAAGUACACCGACAAGCUCACCGUUCGUAUCAUCAAUCGCGACUCCGGCACCGUCGGCAGCAACAUCACCGACACCCUCCUCGCCCAAAAGAACCUCCGCUACUUUGAGACCUCCGCCUCUGAAUUCCCCACGAACGAUCUUGUCGCAAACGAUGUCGUCGAAGAAGGUGUCUGGGCGGCGAUCGUCAUUAGUGAAGGAGUGUCUGACGGGCUUGUGUCGGCGAGGGAGAAUGGGCUGGCGAGCUGGAAUGGGUCGAAUGCGAUCGAGGUGUUUUAUGCGCAAGGCCGACAGGAGAUGGCGAUCAAUACCUACAUGCUGCCCUAUAUCCAGGCGUCCCUCUCCCAGAUCUGUUCUCAGAUGAACGCUCAAGACACUGCUGCAUACUUGCAAGCCAACGCAAACAAUGCCACCGCUAUCGGACUCCUCGCUCAGGCCCCGACUACACUCACCAACGGCGUCUGGUACACCCUCAACAACCUGCGUCCAUACAACCAGCCCGUCGCUACCGCCAUCACCUUGGUCGGCCUUAUCUACAUGCUCAUCUUGUCCUUCAUCAUGACCAUGACCAACAAUGCCGUCCGUGAAAUUAUCGCGCCCUUCCUCAAGACCCGGUCGUACAUCAUGUACCGCCUCAUCACCCCCCUCUGCCUCUACCUCGUCAUCUCCUUCUUCUUCGUGAUGGUCAACCUUCCUUUCAAAGUCCACUUUGACGCCCACUACACCUACGCCGGUGGCUUCUUCCUUUGGUGGUUCUCCUUAUACCUUGGCAUGUGUUCUGUCGGGCUCGCGACGGAGGCUGCCAUCACGGUGCUGGGGCCAAAAUUUAUGGCAUUCUUCUUGAUCCCGAUUAUUAUCGUGAAUGUGUCGGUGUGCUCGUUGCCGCAUGAGCUGCAGCCUUGGAUUUAUAGGUAUGGCGUUGCUAUGCCUUUCUACAACUGCAACCGUAUCGUCCGAACUAUCAUCUUCAACACCAAAAACGACAUCGGCAUGAACCUCGGUAUCCUCAUCGCCUGGAUCGUCGUUUCCUUCAUCACCAUCUCUCUCGGGACGUGGCUGUUCAGGAGACGGUCUGUGAAUCAGCAUAAUAAGGAACUGGGUGAGAGUGAGUUUGAUUAGGGGAUGUUUUGAUCUGAUUUCUUGAGGGGUAUCUUUUCAUAGAUUGUAGGGAGAGAGAGGAGGGAGGAGCUUUUGUACUGCUCGUACGGUGCAGUACGUUAAUAUCUAUGGCUUUAUAGAGUGUUUAUAAUGAGUAUCCAGUUGGUAUGGAUGAUCAAAUAAUUUGGUAUCUUCCUGUAAUAGCGGUAUAUGGUUGAGCCAGGUAUAUAGUGACCGUUUUACCUCCCCAGCCCAAACAGUAACAUGUGUAUAUGUGGUAUUUGUGACUAUCGAUCAACUACGGCGAUACGAUGAGUGUACUACUAUAACAGGAUCCAGCCAUCAGUCCCCGCUUUGCAUGUACUCGUAUCUCGUCC
This is a messenger RNA of Cryptococcus amylolentus CBS 6039, 2035 nucleotides long. RefSeq lists its product as hypothetical. Bases 87 to 1679 code for a protein of 530 amino acids. The record is from RefSeq and is a predicted model, not a curated record. NCBI's taxonomy places the organism in Eukaryota, Fungi, Basidiomycota, Tremellomycetes, Tremellales, Cryptococcaceae. Gene Ontology annotation, cellular component: membrane. The transcript is spliced from 6 exons.